Molecule: messenger RNA, 1233 nt
Organism: Diceros bicornis minor
Lineage: Eukaryota; Metazoa; Chordata; Mammalia; Perissodactyla; Rhinocerotidae
Product: olfactory receptor 5M9
Exons: 1
Coding region: 12-938 (308 amino acids)
Biological process (GO): G protein-coupled receptor signaling pathway; sensory perception of smell
Cellular component (GO): membrane
Molecular function (GO): odorant binding; G protein-coupled receptor activity; olfactory receptor activity
Source: RefSeq, a predicted model, not a curated record
UUUUAAAGGCAAUGCCCAAUUUCACGGAUGUGACAGAAUUUAUUCUUCUGGGGUUGACCAGUCGUCAGGAGCUUCAAGUUUUCUUUUUUGUGGUGUUCCUAGUAGUUUACAUGAUCACUCUGUUAGGGAACAUUGGUAUGAUCAUUCUGAUCAGCAUCAGUCCCCAGCUUCAGAGUCCUAUGUACUUUUUCUUGAGUCAUUUGUCUUUUGUGUGUUUCUCUUCCAAUGUCACCCCCAAAAUGCUGGAAAACUUAUUAUCAGAGACAAAAACCAUUUCCUAUGUGGGGUGUUUGGUGCAGUGUUAUUUUUUCAUUGCCCUUGUCCAUGUGGAGGUCUAUAUCUUGACAGUGAUGGCCUUUGAUCGCUACAUGGCCAUCUGCAACCCUUUACUUUAUGGCAGUAAAAUGUCCAGGACUGUCCGUGUUCGCCUCAUCUCUGUGCCUUAUGUCUAUGGAUUCUCUGUGAGUUUAAUAUGCACAUUAUGGACAUAUGGCUUGUACUUCUGUGGAAACUUUGAAAUCAACCACUUCUAUUGUGCAGAUCCUCCUCUCAUCAAGAUUGCCUGUGGAGGGGUCCACAUCAAAGAAUACACAAUGAUUGUGAUUGCUGGAAUUAAUUUCACAUAUUCUCUCUCGGUCGUCCUCGUCUCCUAUAUUCUCAUUGUAGCAGCUGUGCUACGCAUGCGCUCUGCUGAUGGGAGGAGAAAGGCAGUCUCCACUUGUGGGUCCCACUUGACAGCUGUUACCAUGUUUUAUGGGACUCUCAUAUUCAUGUAUCUCAGGCGGCCCACAGAGGAGUCUGUGGAGCAGGGGAAAAUGGUGGCUGUGUUUUAUACCACAGUGAUUCCCAUGCUGAAUCCUAUGAUCUACAGUUUGAGAAACAAGGAUGUGAAAGAGGCUGUCCACAAAGCAAUCAUCAAAGCAAACUUGGGGAAGUGAAACUGCAACAGAAAUUUUUACGUUGUGUUGCUACCUAUUACAAAUAUCCAGGCAUAAAAGUUCUAACUCAAAAAGGACUUUCUAAAGCCAACACUUCCAUAUACUAAAAGGUCCAAUCUAACACAGUGAUGCUUUACCCCAUGAAUGGACUCUAAUUACUAAGCCUGCUUUAUCCUACAUGUGCAAUCAUAUUAUUGAAACUGACAUAUUAGUGUUAUCCACAGUGUAUGUAAAAUUGUGCUAAGUGUAGUUAUUGGAGGAACCUAUAAAUAAGUUUAGAUAAAGAAAUGUUAAU